AUGUCAGAAUCCUUGUUACAAUAUGGUAAUCGUAUUAAUAUUUAUACAAAUGUAUGUAAAGUAUUAAUAAAUCAAUUAAAUAGAACAUUUUAUCAAUUAUGUCAAUCUCAUUAUUAUCAUUAUCAUAAUCAUCAUAAUUAUAAACAAUAUGAAAUAAUUAAUAAUAAUAUUCUUAUUCAUAUGAAUACUUCCAAUAUUAUAAAUGAAACAAAUCAUAUACAAAUACAAAAUAAAAUGAAUUAUUUAAAAAAUAUUCAAUCUGAUUUAUAUUCUAUACAAAUUAAUAUACAAAAACUUUCUGGAUGGUAUUUAUUAUUAUAUCGUCUUUUAACAAAUAUACCAGCUAUGUUAAUAUGUUUAAUUUAUGGUAUAUUAAUCAAUAAAAUAAGUCAAAAUUAUAUUAUGAUUAUACCAUGUUUAGGAUGUAUUAUAUCAUGUAUAUUAUAUUUAAUUAAUUUAUUAACAAAAUUAAAAUUAAUUAAAAAUUCAAUUAUAUUUAUUUUAAUUGGUAGUACAAUAUAUGGAUUAUGUGGAAAAAGUAAUGCAAUUAAUUUAUGUGUUAAUAGUUAUAUAACACAAAAUAGUAAUAAAGAAAAACGUACAUGUAUGAUUGGACGUUUAUUAGGUGUAAAUUUUUUUGGUUUAGCACUUGGUGCAUUAUUACUUGGUGUGUUUUAUCGAUUUUUAAGUUAUUUUGAAAUGAUUAUAUUUGUAAUGAUUGGUAAUUUAUUAAUAAUAAUCAUUUUAUUAUUUAUGGUUAAAAAUUCUAAAAAAUGUUUGUUCAAUUCAUCAUCAUCACCACCACCAAUAACACGUUCAGUGGAAGUAGUGAUUAGUCAAUCUGAUGAAUCACAUGUCGAACAGAGGGAUUUUAACGAUAACCUUACUACUACUACUAAUAAUAAUAAUACCAGCUAUACGGACUCAUAUACAUACAAAGAACAUAAAACAUAUUGUCAAGAUAUAAUUUCUUAUUUAUUAAAACCUUUAUUUAUACUAAAAUCUUCUUAUGAAUUUCUAUUUCCCAAACGUACCACUACUACUACUACUAAUAAUAAUAAUAAACAUAUUUAUUUAUUAACCUUAUUAAGUACAAUAUUAUUAAAACAAAUCACUAAAUCUGGUGAACAAGAUGUAACAUUAUUAUAUUUAAUUAAUCAAUCUAAAUUAUUAUGGAAUACAGAAUUAUAUGCUUAUUACAUAACAUGUUAUUAUAGUUUAAUGUUUAUACAAUUAAUUAUAUUAUUACCAUUAAUAGAGAAUAAAUUUUUAAUACGUGAUACAACAUUAAUUAUCAUUGGUUUAUUUACUGAAAUUAUACGUUUAUUAAUGAUAAGUUUAUUACAUAAUAAAAUAUUUAUAUUUUUAAGCGCUAUUAUUGGUUCACCAGCAUGUUAUAUAACAACAUGUACAAAAUCAUUAAUAAGUAAAUUAGUAAUAUAUAAUAAUGAAUUAAAUAUAAGUUUUACUAUUAUAUCAAUAUUAGAAAUUAUAGCGAAUUUUAUUGGUGGAUUAUUAUUUAUAUUUAUAUAUAAUAAAACUUUAUUAUAUUAUUCAUCAUUUAUAUUUAUAUUUGAUGUUAUAUUAAAUAUACCAGUAAUUAUUAUAUUUAUAUGGUUAAGAUAUAAAUUAAUAGAAUAUGAAUUAAAUACAAAUUAAAUUAUAUAAUUGUUUUUUAUUAUAUUAUCAUUAUAACAAAAAGGAAAUAAUAGAUACUGAAUGAAUAGUUAGUCACAUUUAUUACAUCCUCAUCCUCAUCUUCAUCCUUCUCCUCCUCCUCCUCCUCCUCCUCAUCGUCAUCAUCAUUGUCAAUGAUACUUGUAACUAAUAGAAUUGAAAUAUUACUUAGUAACUGUACAAAUACUUAUCAUAUUUAUAAUGAUUAACAAAAUUCUUAAUUAUACUUAAACAUAAUAUGAUUAAAUAUUAUAUUUUACACUUUUCUAUUUCUUUUUUUUUUGUUUUUCUUUAUGUUCCACUUUUUCUUUUCUUUUUUGAAUUAUACACUACUUAAUAUAAUAUUAAUUUACUAUUAGUACAAGUGCAUACUUCUUAAAAAGUGGUAUUGUUUUAAUGAACCUCAUUUAAUUUCAUAUACAAUACAAUAGAUUUCAUACACAUAGUUCCCAUUUAUUAUCUUAAAGAGAGUAAGAACUGCACUAAUAUUCGUUCUUACUCUCUGAUUAAGAUACAAUAGAUUACUUUUUUUAUUUUCAUUUUAUAUAAAACUUAUAUUUAAAUCUUAUCAAUUAUAAAUAUCUUUUUUUAUUUUUUAUUUUUGGAAUCAACAUUAUUAAGAUAUUUUUUGGUAUGAUUUAAUUUUCUUAAUUAAUUUAAACAAAAUUCACGAAUUAUAAUUGCAUUCAUAUAGUAUAAUCUGUAAUAAUGGUAUAUUUGAAUGAUUUAAUACAUUAAAAUAAAUUAUAUUGAUCAAAGUUUGAUGUUUUAAAUGGGUUUAGAUCUCGCGAGGCGAGAUUGUGAAUGUGCACUGCUGAAGAGGACGAAACGGCCGUCCAGUCCUUCCAGGUUUUCCAUCGUGAU
Messenger RNA from Schistosoma spindalis, 2541 nucleotides. NCBI's taxonomy places the organism in Eukaryota, Metazoa, Platyhelminthes, Trematoda, Strigeidida, Schistosomatidae. The record is from the annotation of a GenBank genome assembly.